CCUAGGACUUUGAAUAUGUUGGGGAUCGCCCUCAGAAGACUCGCCCAGAAGAGGAAAGCUUGGAGGAAAGACCACCCAUUUGGUUUUGUAGCUGUCCCAACAAAAACCCCCCAGGUCACGAUGAACCUCACGAACUGGGAGUGUGCCAUUUCAGGGAAAAAAGGGACCCCUUGGGAAGGAGGCUUGUUUAAACUACGCAUGCUCUUCAAAGAUGACUAUCCAUCCUCACCUCCGAAAUGCAAGUUUGAACCACCAUUAUUUCACCUGACUGUGUACCCUUCGGGCACGGUGUGCUUGUCUAUCCUCGUGGAAGACAAGGACUGGAGGCCAGCCAUCACAAUUAAGCAGAUCUUAUUAGGAAUACAGGAACUUCUAAAUGAACCAAAUAUUCAGGAUCCAGCUCAAGCAGAGGCCUACACAAUUUACUGCCAAUACAGAGUGGAAUAUAAGAAAAUGGUUCGAGCCCAAGCCAAGAAGUUUGCACCCUCAUAA
Eptesicus fuscus (big brown bat) is the source of this 492-nucleotide messenger RNA. Its product is annotated as SUMO-conjugating enzyme UBC9-like. Lineage: Eukaryota; Metazoa; Chordata; Mammalia; Chiroptera; Vespertilionidae. Gene Ontology annotation, molecular function: SUMO conjugating enzyme activity. The coding region runs from base 16 to 492 and encodes 158 amino acids. The transcript has a single exon. The record is from RefSeq and is a predicted model, not a curated record. Gene Ontology annotation, cellular component: nucleus. Gene Ontology annotation, biological process: protein sumoylation.